This is a messenger RNA of Magnusiomyces paraingens, 1269 nucleotides long. RefSeq lists its product as uncharacterized. The coding region runs from base 1 to 1269 and encodes 422 amino acids. The record is from RefSeq and is a predicted model, not a curated record. Lineage: Eukaryota; Fungi; Ascomycota; Dipodascomycetes; Dipodascales; Dipodascaceae. The transcript is spliced from 4 exons. Gene Ontology annotation, cellular component: COP9 signalosome.
AUGUCUAUCACAAAAUUCAACUGGAACAAACCUUUUAUUUCAACGAUCCAAGGUUCUCUUCAUUAUGAUCUCACCGAAAGAUUCAGCCAUUACACUGGCCAGGGAAAGGUUUUACGUUUAAACCAUAUUGCCACAUUGUCAUCAGAGCUCUAUAUAGAAGCUCUUUCUUUAGCCUUUCAGCAUGCCAAAAAUUUAUCCAAAAACAUUAAUCUAUUAAAGUCAAUUGCAAGAGCCCUUCAUGAUCAAGGAAUUGCAGUUCCAGAAGGGACUGAAUCGAUUGCUGAAAAAGAAGCUACACUAAUUGCUGAAAGAGAAACCCUUACACAAUCAAUUGAAGCUACCUCAUGGAACUGGAAUCAUGCAUCAUCCACUGUAUCGAAUGGGUUCAAAAACCUCGCGUUUUUACUUUACGAAAUGGGGGAUUUUGAUGGUGCCAAGGUUAAUAUUAUUAAAUUUAGAGACACAGUCAGUCCCAAAAACUAUGAAGAAAUUGUGGAAUCUCUUAUUUUUGAAGCAACUGUAAACUUUUUUUCUUCUAAAAAUUACUCAUCUUCUCUUGCAUUUUCUUCUAAACUUACUUCUUUAUUUUUGGACAAAAAUGGCAGCCUUAGCUGGCCUGGAGCUGUCAAGAUUGGUGUACUUUGCGGAAUCGCAACUUUACAACAAGAAAAAUACCGAGAAGCAGCCUCUGUUCUUCUAAAAAUAUCUCCAAAACACAAAUUAAUUUUUAAUGACAUUGCUACUCCCCAGGAUCUUGCUGUCUAUAUUACCCUUGCUGCUCUUGCAUCUUUUAGCCGAUCAGAGUUGCAAUUUUUGUCUUCAGCUGACCAAGUAUUUCAGUCAUUAACUGAGGAUUCUCUUCAGAACCUUUCGGAGCUCAUUGAAUUCUUUUUAAACUCCAAGUAUAAGGAAUUUUUUAGUUCUUUGGAAGAUUUCAAGCCUGAUUAUGAGGCAGAUCCAUUUUUAUUUCCUAUUUUGAAAAAUCUUUUAGGUGCAAUCAAGAAGCGGGCUCUUCUUCAGUACCUCUCCGCUUACAAAAACGUCUCUAUUCAAACUGUUUCAGAAACAUUCCUUCUUGAGCCUUCCAAACUCGAAGAGCUGCUCAAGAUUUACAUUAUCGAAGGAACCAUUAAUGUUUUGAUUGACCAACGCAAUGGGAUGCUUUUUUGCCGAGAGGUUGAUGAAAGUUAUGAGAAGUUAGUAUACACCACGACGGUCGCUGACAAUUACUUGAAUGGAUGUAGAGUGUUGCUUAAUACUUUAGUUUAA